AUGAGGGUCCUGAUUAUCACCAUCAAUACAGAAAUCGCCGCGAAUAGUGCCGGGUGCGGAUUCAAGUGGAUUGGUUUCACCCAAAAGUUUACGUCCAGUCUUAACGGCAUCUUUACCUUCCCAGACCAUACCGACUACAGUGGAAACGCCGUCGAGGAUGUCAAAGAAAAAAGUCAACAUUCUUGUCGGAGCGACGGGAAGCGUGGCAAGCAUCAAGAUACCGAAUCUGAUACAAUCCUUAUUGAAGGUAUCGUCUUCAAGGGAAUCCUCGUGUACGAAAAUGUCGAGAUCAAAGUGGUCGCGACAGAACGAGCUCUACAUUUCUUUGAUAGAAAAUACGUAGUGGAGGAAUUAGGAGUCGAGGUCAUAACUGAUAAGGACGAGUGGGAGGCCUGGAGUAAAAUAUCAGAUCCUGUUUUGCACAUCGAGUAUCGAAAUUGGGCCGAUAUCUUCGUCAUCGCUCCGCUCGACGCCAACACCUUGGGAAAAAUCGCAAAUGGGUUAUGUGAUAACCUGAUCACAUGUAUCUUGAGGGCAUGGGAUAUGACACGUCCGGUGAUCAUAUGUCCAGCAAUGAAUACCUAUAUGUGGGAACACCCAUUCACAUCAACGCAUUUAAGAGUCUUGGAAGAUCAAUUGAGAUUCCUAAUUAUUUCCCCCGUAAGCAAGAAAUUGGCGUGUGGUGAUACAGGUGUUGGCGCAAUGGCGGAAGUGGCGACGAUCGUGGAAUUCCUGGCUCAAAAAUUGUCCAUCUUUAAACUUACUUAG
Messenger RNA from Acaulospora colombiana, 768 nucleotides. The record is from the annotation of a GenBank genome assembly. Lineage: Eukaryota; Fungi; Glomeromycota; Glomeromycetes; Diversisporales; Acaulosporaceae.